This is a messenger RNA of Manihot esculenta (cassava), 1910 nucleotides long. RefSeq lists its product as uncharacterized. Bases 689 to 1609 code for a protein of 306 amino acids. The transcript has 3 exons. The record is from RefSeq and is a predicted model, not a curated record. Lineage: Eukaryota; Viridiplantae; Streptophyta; Magnoliopsida; Malpighiales; Euphorbiaceae.
UGUAGCCUGCCGACACAUUCCCAAGCCUAGUUUUGGUUUUUUAAGCUUCUUUGUCCGAGCCUAGUAACCUUAUUUACUCUCUUCUCUCUACACGAAGUGGCAUGCAUAGCUAAGCUUACUGGUCGCUAGUUGUUGAUAAGGAAAACUCUCAGCAGCAACAACACUUGCUUGUUGCUGAAAUAGAGUGAGUGAGAACUGAAUUUGUGGCUUUUGAUGAUGGUGUCUUUUAUCUUUUUUUAUGGGUAGUUCAUGUGCAAUUUUCUCUUUCAAGAACUUCCUUUGGAGUUUAUGUUAGAGUUCAGAUUUACUACUUUUUCUUUGGUUUCUGGUACUGGGUUUCUCUUCUUGUUGGAAACUUAAGGUGAGAAUUCUUUAUGUUUCUUGGUUUUCUUACUGGUUCUGAAGCAUUUUAGUUCAGAGAAUAAAAAACCCUGUUGUGUUUUCUAUCACUUUAAGCCAAUUCUAGUUCUUCUAGCUUACAGAAGCCAGUUUCUUUCUGUUUUUAGUUCUGAAUUUUAUUGGUUUUGAGUUCUUGGACACCUAAUAAGAAAGAUUAUAAUCGUCUCCCUCAAAAUUCGUUUCUGGGUAUCAGUGUGUUGUUUGUGAUCUGCAGAUAUUAGUGUUUUUGUUUAAUUAAGUGGAAGCAUAUCAAGCUGAAGUUUAUAGCUCUUUCCAGUGCUUCUUUACAAUGCUUUCCACUAAAUCCGAAUCUGAUAUCACAAGUUUAGCCCCAUCAUCACCCUCAAGGUCUCCAAAACGCCCUGUAUACUAUGUACAGAGCCCAUCAAGAGAUUCACAUGAUGGGGACAAGUCCUCUUCAAUGCAACCAAGUCCAAUGGAGUCACCUUCACACCCCUCCUUUGGUCGCCAUUCAAGGAACUCAUCGGCUAGUAGGUUUUCGGGGAUAUUCAGGUCCUCUUCAGGGAGGAAAGGUAGCAGGAAAAGAAAUGAAAAAGGCUGGAAUGAUAAAGGGUGGCCUGAAUGUAAUGUGAUCGUGGAAGAAGGGGACUACGAUGAGGAUAAGGCAUUUAUUAGGAGGUUUCAGGCCUUGAUUGCUCUGUUUAGUUUUAUAAUCUUGUUUACUGUGUUUUGCUUGAUUAUAUGGGGAGCUAGCCGGCCUUUCAAAGCAGAGAUUACUGUCAAGAGCUUGUUAGUGAGUAACUUUUAUGUUGGGGAAGGUUCAGAUUUCUCUGGCGUGCCAACAAAGAUGCUUACAGUGAAUGGCUCGUUGAGGAUGAGCAUAUACAACCCUGCUACAAUAUUUGGCAUUCAUGUUAGCUCCACUCCAAUCAAUCUCAUAUACUCAGAAAUCCCAGUUGCAACUGGUCAGUUGAAGAAAUACUAUCAACCCAGAAAGAGUCGACGAACAGUAUCAGUGAUUGUAGAAGGUGACAAGGUUCCACUGUAUGGAGCUGGAUCAAGUUUAACAGUCUCACAAACUGGCAUUGUGAUUCCAUUGACACUGACAUUCGAAAUCCGAUCUCGAGGGAAUGUAGUGGGGAAGCUGGUGAAGACGAAGCAUCGAAAACUAAUAUCUUGCCCUGUGGUUCUUGAUUCCACUAGCUCCAAACCCAUCAAAUUCAAGAAGGGUAUAUGUACAUAUGAGUGAUCUGCUUAUUUGAAGAGUUAAACCCAUGAUUCAUGUCCUUGUGGGCAGUUUGAGACUUUGAGUUGCUGAGCUUCACAGAAGACAGUCAGUAGCACUUGGAGAAAAUGCAGCAACUUGAACUUUCCAUCUCUUAGGUUGUGCUUCUGCUUCUGAAAAAUAAGUGUUUAUGUUUCUAUUGGUGGCUGUGUGCUUGAUGUAUGUAUGAUUAAUAGUGUUGUGAGAGGAUUUUGUUCAACAUAAGAAGCAAAAAUACUGUUAUUUAUUUAUUUUCUAUAAUUUAAUCUUUGUUUAUUUUCUAUAA